Messenger RNA from Aspergillus brunneoviolaceus CBS 621.78, 2114 nucleotides. RefSeq lists its product as uncharacterized. Bases 171 to 1697 code for a protein of 508 amino acids. NCBI's taxonomy places the organism in Eukaryota, Fungi, Ascomycota, Eurotiomycetes, Eurotiales, Aspergillaceae. The transcript has a single exon. The record is from RefSeq and is a predicted model, not a curated record.
AUUCCCCCAACCACCCACAUCUCCUAUAAUUUCCCCCUUCUCCUAUAUGCCAUCCCUGGCGUCCUCUCUCUCUUAUUCCCCUUCCCUCCUUUCCCUCUCCCUCUCUCUCCAGGGCUGUUCCUCCACCGCCGGCUGGAGGGGCUCCGUCUCCUCAGGUCUCGCUGCCCCCGAUGCGCCCCUCGCAGGACACCCUCCCCCCGAUCGUCUCCGAUAAGGUCCUGCAUCACGAAGAGCAUGAGACGGGCUCUCUACCCCCAGCCUCGGUCACCCUCUUACGGCAACGACGAAAACUUCACGUCAUCAAUCCAUUGUGGUACCGCAACAGUCUGCUAGCGAGCGUGGGGUUCCUGGAGUUCGCCAAUGCGGGUGACUUUGCCGCUAAUGUGUGGAACGAUGUCCCCGUCCCGUUAUACGCCAUUAUCUUCAUGGCGAUCGGAGGCCCUCUCGCACUCUUGAUCAGCGGGUUUGCCGUCCGCGACAGUGUGCUCAGCUGGCAGAACGUCCGGAUCCUCCAACGAGAGCGCACGUACCUCAAAUCCCUACAGGCCCAGCACCUCGAAUGUCCCGCACCGGAUGCCACCACACUCCGUUUCAUCGACCGCCGUCUGGGGGUCAGCCACCGCGAACUGGGCACCGAACUGGUCGAUCGCAUCGUCAUGGACGUGUUCCUCGGGAUCGGCGGCCUUCUGGUCGGCACGGGCACCAUCAUGGCUAUCUGGGGCUCCGACCGACACGUAUACUUCAUCAGCAACCUGCUCUCGGGGUACGUCGGCAACUCCUUCGCGGCCAUCUACGGCAUCAUCAAUGCCAUCUGGUCCGCCUAUCUGGUCUGGCGCUUUCACAGCUACGAGUGCGCGUGCUCCCGGUCGGGGGCCAUGCUCGCCCCGUUCCGCGACCGACUCCAGCGUCGCUUCCAAUGCUUCAAGUGGCACGCCGUCGCGUCCGGGUGGACCGGCCUCAUCGCCGGUGGCGCCUCGAUGAUGACCUCCCGUCUCUGGGAGGGCUACGUUGUCCUCAUCCCGUGCAUGCUGUUGGAGGUAGCCUGCAACCGCUUCUGGCGCGGUCAACUUGGCUACGACCGUCCCAUCGUCGCCCCCGACUCUCCCCUCCACCGGGGCAUCUUAGUCCCCGAGUCUCCCUACAACCCAGCCAGCAGCAGCAGCAGCAACAGCAACAGCAACAGCAGCAGUCCGCAACUGGGUUACCCCAAGCCGACAAUCCCAGUUCCCGACCACAAAACCAAACAGGGCGCCACCAUCAACCCCGACGAAGAGGAAAAAGAAGAAGAUCGCCUACUCCUCGACGCCCUCUCCUCCGUAAUCAGCCUUCAAACCGCCCUCAUACCCGUCCUCCCCUCCACCCUCGUCCUGGAAGACGUAGACUGGACCUCCCUCGACUCCCUCUUGCUCUUCAUCGUCAACAACCACCUGUUCGACUGCCUCUGCGACUGGCUCGCUACCAACUCCGCCGUCCCCAAGGACUUCCGUCACCGCGUCUUCCGGUUAGCGACCAACCCAUCCUUCUCGGAGAUCACCGUCACGUUGACCGAUCUCCGCCAUCUGAGCGACGUAGAAGAUCGACCCCGCAUGCUGGAAAUGUGUCAACUCUUCUUGCAGACCGAAGCCCGGCAGGUGAUGAUCGGUCGCGAACGGUAUCUCCUUGAGAUGGUGGGUUAUACGAUUUGGAAGAACGAUUGAACCCCUUUCCUUCUUGGUUCUUUGCGCCAUUGGGACAGAAUCCGAAUAUGCAAUCAAAAUCACCCAUAGACUGGGUGUGUGUCGUCUUUCUGCAUGUCCAUUUGUAUAGAAAAUCAGCGGAAGCGAAUACCUGCUUGUUGUUUUGUGCUUGUUGAGCAUAGCAUAUAUAUUCGUGUUUGCAUUGUUGAGCGAUGAUGAGAUAAUGCGAUGUGAUGUGAUGUUGACCUGGUGCGAUGCUGGGUUUGGCUAGCUUUGGACUCGAAUUGUGGAUCGUGAGGUCGAAGUGAAGUCUGGGACUUUCAGUUUAAUGAUCUGUUUCAUCUCGAGUUGAGUCGAAUUCGGUUGAUCUCGAAUCGAGUCGAGUUGAGUCGAGUCGAGUGAGGAAGGAAGGGUGCCGGUUCACUUACUUUCUUUCGG